UUCAGGAAUGAUUACUGCUAUUGGUUUAUCCAAUCUGCAAUUUGUAGAUAUGAACUCAGCAAGAAAUUUAUUCGUCUUGGGUUUUUCCCUAUUUUUUGGAUUAGUUCUACCAAAUUACUUGGAUGCAAAUCCUAACUGUAUUCAGACAGGUUUGCCAGAACUGGAUCAGAUAUUGACUGUGCUUUUAACAACAGAAAUGUUUGUAGGAGGCUGUAUAGCAUUUUUCCUAGACAAUACCAUCCCAGGUACACAAAAAGAACGUGGACUUGUGCAGUGGAAGGAAGGAGCCAAUGCUAACAGCGACACAUGUAUAGAUCUCAGAAGCUACGACUUUCCAUGUGGAAUGGCAGGUGUUAGGCGAAUACAGUGCUUCCGCUGGAUUCCUAUCUGUCCAGCUUUUAAAGGGUUUAAGAGUACAGCACCUAAAACUGCUAUUACAACAACCAUGAUCUAUAACAACAUUGAUUGUCAGGAUGAAACAAACAAUCCAGUGUGCACAAAAGUGUAAAACCAAUUAGUUUAAACAUGUUUGUACCUAAGAAUGUUUUUCAAGAGAAGGCCAUUUCC
Nanorana parkeri is the source of this 567-nucleotide messenger RNA. RefSeq names its product solute carrier family 23 member 1-like. Gene Ontology annotation, molecular function: transporter activity. The transcript has 3 exons. Bases 8 to 508 code for a protein of 166 amino acids. The record is from RefSeq and is a predicted model, not a curated record. NCBI's taxonomy places the organism in Eukaryota, Metazoa, Chordata, Amphibia, Anura, Dicroglossidae.